Messenger RNA from Cyphomyrmex costatus, 1872 nucleotides. RefSeq names its product microspherule protein Rcd5 (gene Rcd5). Gene Ontology annotation, biological process: positive regulation of transcription by RNA polymerase II. Lineage: Eukaryota; Metazoa; Arthropoda; Insecta; Hymenoptera; Formicidae. The record is from RefSeq and is a predicted model, not a curated record. The transcript has 6 exons. Gene Ontology annotation, molecular function: G-quadruplex RNA binding; protein binding. Gene Ontology annotation, cellular component: NSL complex; Ino80 complex; MLL1 complex. Bases 394 to 1845 code for a protein of 483 amino acids.
GACGGACGCGUUUCGGUUCAGGUGUAUAUUUUCCGUUGUAUAUUUUUGAAAGUGUUGCCGACUUUGACUGUGCAUUGCAUCACACAUCAGAUGCGUGUCCGCGGAUGAGCUCGUCUCGAUUGUCAUCAUUUUGCACUUUUCUACGACUAGGGCUCUUAUGACGCGCGUUAUUGCGACGUGACGACGCCGUAGACGCAGGCGCCCGGAGACCAGUCGAGCAACGCCAUUUUUGCGGGCGUUGCAUCACCCGCUCGUUUUCACAUUUUUGUACGGUUUACUCUAAAGACGUGAUCGUCCUCCUAUUUCAUUACUUGGAGGCGGUAGCCAUUAUUUAAGGAAGAAGAAGAAGAGCUUUGCUUUUGUGUGCUACCGGUUGCGCCAGGCCGCGGACCGAUGGCGCUACCAUCGAGUGCUGCAAGCGGGUUGGAAAUCGCAUCACUGACUCCGACUAACCUUAAUCACAGCGCACUUACGCAUAGUACGGAUGGGUUCCUAAAUAUUCCCAUCGGUUCGUCAGCUUUGGACGCUCUCUCGACGAAACGGAGAAGCUCCUCACGUACGAUAAAACGCAAGAAGUUCGAUGAUGAAGUCGUGGAAACAACGUUCAAUCUACAACCGCCUGCUACAAGCGCCAAAUCAGCGUCGAAAUCACGAACGAUUUCUGUAACCGCCGGCCCCAUGGAUGUCUUGCCAACACAGACACUGCCAACUCCGAUACCCAUUCCAACCACCUUGGCACAGUCAGACAGAUGCAACCGUAGACCCAGCAGACCGAGCGGUUCAAAUCCUGGACGAAAGAAUAAGAAGAGUAAAAACCAUUCUCAUUCGUUCAAUGCCACCAAAGACCUCGGUCGAUGGAAACCCGCCGACGACUUGGCGUUAAUUACUGGUGUACAACAGACAAAUGAUUUAAGGAUGGUCCAUCGAGGUACAAAAUUUUCUUGUCGUUUUACACUGCAGGAAAUACAGCAAAGAUGGUAUGCAUUAUUAUAUGACAGCGCGGUUUCGCGUGUAGCUGUACAAGCUAUGCGUAAUUUGCAUCCUGAACUAAUAGCCAGUGUUCAAGCAAGAACUUUAUAUAGCAAAGUAGAGGAAGAUCUAUUAGGCACUAUUAAAUCGACUUCUCAACCAACAUUGGAAGUAUUUCAAGAAUUACUUGAAGCAAAUGCACAUACAUUUUAUCCAGCUAGGACUGCGAAAGCGUUACACAGCCAUUGGCAGCUGAUGAAACAAUAUCACCUAUUACCAGAUCAGACAGUGCAAAGUUUACCACGAGGUGAACAUGUGUUAAGUUUUUCGGAUGCCGAAGAUAUGAUCAACGAUACUGAAUUAAUGGAAUCGAAAGAUGAAUUAGUGGACAAUGAAUUGGCAACGGCAGACAGAAAAAACAAGAAAGAAAUUAAAGUAUUGGAAAACGAACUUAGCAGAUGGCAGGUACUUGUCGACAGCGUAACAGGUGUCAAUCCUCCAGAAUUUGAUAAUCAAACCUUAGCCAUUUUAAGAGGAAGACUUGUCAGAUACCUUAUGAGAUCUAGAGAGAUAAGUGUGGGACGUUCUACAAAAGACCAUACUGUUGACGUGGAUCUUGGUUUAGAAGGUCCAGCAUGGAAAGUUUCACGUCGACAAGGUACCAUCCGUUUAAGAAAUAAUGGGGAUUUCUUUCUGUCGUCCGAGGGAAAACGACCGAUUUUUGUAGACAGCAGACCAAUUUUGGCUGGCAAUAAGAUGAAAUUGAAUAACAAUAGUGUAAUUGAGAUUGCAGGACUGAGGUUCACAUUUUUAAUAAAUCAAGAACUCAUCUCUGUGAUACGACAAGAAGCUGUCAAAUUAAAUUUAAAUCCUUAAAGAAUAUAAAAAAAGAAUGAAAGACAA